AUGCUUGUACAAAAUAGAGAAUUAAACAGUUCCGAUAUUGCCGCCAAGAGACAGUACGGUGGCGGCGAAAGUAUAACAGGGGCAAAUAAUGACGCUGGAAAUGAUUUGAGUAAUGAGGGCAAUGGCGCAGAUGAUUUGGUUAGCAAAACAGACAAUUUGAAUCUAAAUGAAGGGAAAAUUGGGGAAGACGGAGUUAGAAACGACCAUGAGCAGUGCAGUAAUAAGGCACAAGGUGAGACAAGUAAACAAGACAAUAAGUAUAGUAAGGUUGACAGAUAUGCAAAAGACGGUAGUAAGGAAGAAAAUGAACAGUACAGAGGGCUAGGAAGUGAAGAGUUUUUACAGUCGUUGAACAAUUGCUUGUUUACGGAAACGGGAGAUCAAGUAGAUAAUUUUCCGUUGAAAAUUAUCGUUGAGAAGGGGCACUUGAGUGAGGCAAAUGAAUGUAUUGAGGAUGAUGAUUUUAUGUUCAGUGGUGACCUGGGGAUUUCGUUCACCAAUAAAGGGGAUGCUGACCGUGUGGUAACGAAAUUAUUAGACUGCGGAAUUGAGGUUACAUUCAACUACGCAGAUUUUAUUUCGCAUCCGGGGAACUUAUUCAUCAAAAACCUCUCGGAUGAGCUUAUUAAUUAUGAUAGGCUUUUCGAAUACUUUCAGAAAAAUAGUAGGUAUCAUUCGCUUGUAGAUAUAAACAUUUUCAAUAGUGUUGAAGAUGAUAUUUUUGCAAUUUUGAAAUUUCUGAAUUACCUUGAUGUUGAUUAUAUUUUGAAGAACCUUGAUGCUAAUAAAAACCCUUUCAAUAUAAAUGCGAAUGUGCCAAUUUAUUUGAAUAAAUAUAUUAGCAAGAAAGAAAGAAAGUUGAAAUAUACUGAAAGUUCAGCAGUGUCUGAGAAUCUUAAUAAUUAUAAUACAAUUGUCAUAGAGAAUUUAAAUGAUUUCUUGAACGACUACAACCCCGAUGUAUCAAUGAUUGAAACGUUUUUAUCGAAAUUCGAAAUAUUCCAUAGGAUUGAAAGCAUAUACUUUCCAAUUAUUCAAACCUCUGAUAACAACUUUAACUUGUUAAAUUUUGGGUUUAUUAAUUUUGAGGUAAAUGAGAAUUUAAAUUUCAAUGUCUUGCGGUGUUUGUACUAUCUUAACGACUUAUCUUUUGCACAAUUUAUGAAAUUUGGACCAGAUGAUGCUUAUAAUUUAGAACAAGACUUGUGUAAACCUGAUCUCGUGCCUUCAACAGAACAUGUCAAUUUGAAAGUUUCAAUUGGACAACAUAAGCACAAUCAUUAUUUGUAUCAAUGUCAAACAAAUCAAUUAUUGUGUUUGCAAAAUAACAGAUUAGUUUUGAAGUAUCUUGAUAUUUCGCUUUAUAAUAUUUUAUUAAACUCAUUUUCUAAGUUUGUCAAUUACCAAGAAACAAACAUAUAUGUUAAUAACCUUCCUGUUAUAUUCGAAAACGAUGAUAGGUUGUGGGAAAAAUUUUGGUUGCAAUUCGGUAAUUGCAUCAAAUCAGCUAAAAUUAUCAAGCCUCAGUUUUAUUCCAAAAAGAAUGAAGUUGAAUUAGGCAAGAUUGGUUUUGUUUUCUAUAAAGACUUCAAAAUGGCCUUGAGAGCCAUCCUAUUAACUAACAAUAAACUAAUAAGCUUUGGAAAUUUUAAGAAAGUUUUUGUUCAAACAUCAUUUGCUAUACAAAAGAACAACCACAACCAUCAAAGACCAUCUUUACCUUCAAAUUAUUAUCAAACACGUAAUCCUCAAAAUAAUUAUUCAAAGAGGUUUAGUUUGCCGACAAUAACGGAUUAUAAUUAUUACCCUCAACCACCUUCAGUCCCAGUGCCACCUACUGCACCGGCUGGAAAUCCAUCCGAUUAUAUGAAUUUUUUCAAUCCAUAUAUGUACCCGUUCAAUUAUCCGUAUAUGCCAUUUGAUAAAGAUUUAAGUCCUACCGAAGAUGCAAGCUACCCUGAGAAUAUUUCUCCUCCAUUGAACUAUUACUAUCAACCCUAUUAUCAAUUUCCACCUUCAAAUAAUUUUCAACCAUUGUCUACUCCUCCUACAUCUCCGGUAUUCAAGCUGAAGAAGACAAAUAAACCGAAAUUCAACUAA
Debaryomyces fabryi is the source of this 2100-nucleotide messenger RNA. RefSeq lists its product as uncharacterized. Lineage: Eukaryota; Fungi; Ascomycota; Pichiomycetes; Serinales; Debaryomycetaceae. The coding region runs from base 1 to 2100 and encodes 699 amino acids. The record is from RefSeq and is a predicted model, not a curated record. Gene Ontology annotation, molecular function: nucleic acid binding. The transcript has a single exon.